CGGCCCCUAAAUACUUGAUAAUAACAGGUGAAAGCCUCGACGAUGGCCAUAGGCAGACAAGCAUCGCAUUCGGCUUUCUAGGAGUCUACCAUGUUUUUCAGCCACUUGAUUAUUGUUUUGUGCGCAUUUGCACUAGGCGCCGUGGCCAAUCGACAUCACUUCUGCUGGUGUGAGAGCGACCAAGUGGCGGACCACGACCUUUGCCUGACACAAGCCGCCUGCGCGAAAUAUCCGCAAGACAAGUUCUUUGGCGUACACUACGACUAUGGCGACCCGAGUGCUAAAGCGAUUUCCAAGAUGAACUUCAAGAGACAAGAGUGCUACGGCACCCGCGAAUGGCCCGUCAUCGCGAAACCUUACCUUGGAGGCAACGAGUUUGAAGAUUCGUGCAACGCUGCGGCGAGCGAUGCCGCCGUCAUCAAUGCUUGUGGCACCUCACCAGGAGUUCGAACCGGAGUAAAGUCUAAAUGUUCGCUGGGAUUCCAGUAACAGUAAGCCACUUUUUCUUAGCAAUGAAUUAUGUUACCUGUAGUCGUGUUAACUUUUAGCUAAGACUUC
Molecule: messenger RNA, 558 nt
Organism: Colletotrichum navitas
Lineage: Eukaryota; Fungi; Ascomycota; Sordariomycetes; Glomerellales; Glomerellaceae
Exons: 1
Coding region: 91-489 (132 amino acids)
Source: RefSeq, a predicted model, not a curated record